Molecule: messenger RNA, 8637 nt
Organism: Sinocyclocheilus grahami
Lineage: Eukaryota; Metazoa; Chordata; Actinopteri; Cypriniformes; Cyprinidae
Product: unconventional myosin-VIIa-like
Exons: 46
Coding region: 124-6036 (1970 amino acids)
Cellular component (GO): cytoskeleton; myosin complex
Molecular function (GO): cytoskeletal motor activity; protein binding; ATP binding
Source: RefSeq, a predicted model, not a curated record
CAUCUGACGCACCUGUGUGGAUCCUCUCAGCUCACCUGAAACCCACAGAACACAGACUUUCCUGAACUGAGGGUCUGCUGUGGAGACGUCUGAUGUCCAGGAGGAAGCACAAACAGCACAGUCAUGGUCAUUCUACAGCAGGGCGACUAUGUCUGGCUGGACCUGAAGACGGGUGGGGAAUUUGAGGUCCCGAUCGGAGCCGUGGUGAAGCUCUGUGAUUCUGGUCAGAUCCAAGUCCUGGAUGAUGAAGGAAGUACGUACACCGGGUCCAUCUUAGUGGCUGUGAACCCGUAUCAGCUGCUGCCCAUCUAUACGGCAGACCAGAUUCGCCUCUACACCAACAAGAAGAUCGGAGAAAUGCCUCCACACAUCUUCGCCAUCGCCGACAACUGCUACUUCAACAUGCAACGCAACAAUAAAGACCAGUGCUGCAUCAUAAGUGGUGAGUCUGGAGCAGGAAAAACAGAAAGUACCAAGCUGAUCCUGCAGUUUCUGGCUGCUAUCAGCGGGCAGCACUCCUGGAUCGAGCAGCAGGUGCUGGAGGCCAAUCCCAUCUUAGAAGCCUUUGGGAACGCUAAAACCAUCCGUAACGACAACUCCAGCCGCUUUGGGAAAUACAUCGACAUCCACUUCAACAAAAGAGGAGCCAUAGAGGGAGCAAAGAUCGAGCAGUACCUUCUGGAGAAAUCCAGAGUGUGUCGACAGGCCCGUGAUGAGAGAAACUACCACAUUUUCUACUGUAUGUUGAAAGGAAUGACGCCUGACCAGAAGAAGAAGCUCGGCUUGGGUAAAGCCACAGACUACACCUACCUUACUAUUGGAAACUGCACUGUUUGUGACGGUCGAGAUGAUCAGAAGGAAUAUUCAAACAUCCGCUCGGCCAUGAAGGUCCUCAUGUUCACAGACAAGGAGAACUGGGAGAUUUGCAAGCUGCUAGCCGCUAUUCUGCACAUGGGCAACCUGAACUAUGAGGCUCGCACAUAUGAUAAUUUGGACGCUUGUGAGGUCGUGCGAUGCUCGGAUCUCACCACUGCCGCUGUUUUAUUAGAGGUGGACUUGAAGGACCUGAUGAACUGCUUGACCAGCCGAACCAUAAUAACCCGUGGAGAGACGGUUUCCACUCCUCUGAGUAUUGAGCAGGCGCUGGAUGUGCGAGACGCUUUUGUAAAGGGCAUAUACGGACGCUUGUUUGUGUGGAUUGUUGAGAAAAUCAAUGCAGCCAUUUAUAAGCCUCCGUCCCUGGAGCUCAAAACAGUGCGGAGAUGCAUCGGCCUGCUCGACAUUUUCGGCUUUGAGAACUUCACUGUUAACAGCUUUGAGCAGCUGUGCAUCAACUUUGCCAAUGAAAACCUGCAGCAGUUCUUCGUCCGUCAUGUUUUCAAGCUGGAGCAGGAAGAAUAUAACAUUGAGAACAUAAACUGGCAGCACAUUGAGUUCACAGACAACCAGGACGCUUUGGACAUGAUCGCCAUAAAGCCCAUGAAUAUCAUCUCUCUCAUCGACGAGGAGAGCAAGUUUCCCAAGGGCACAGACACCACCAUGCUGAACAAACUCAACUCUCAACACAAACUCAACACCAACUACAUUCCCCCUAAAAACACGUACGAAACACAGUUCGGCAUCCAGCACUUUGCUGGUGUGGUCUACUAUGAAACCAGAGGUUUUCUGGAGAAGAAUCGAGACACGCUGCACGGUGACAUCAUUCAGCUCGUCCACUCCUCCAAAAACAAGUUCAUCAAGCAGAUCUUUCAGGCGGACGUUGCUAUGGGGGCGGAGACCAGAAAGCGUUCGCCGACCCUGAGCAGUCAGUUCAAGCGCUCUCUGGAGCUGCUGAUGCGCACACUGAGCGUCUGUCAGCCGUUCUUCGUCCGCUGCAUCAAACCCAACGAGUUCAAGAAACCCAUGCUCUUCGAUCGUGAGCUGUGUGUGCGGCAGCUGCGGUAUUCUGGGAUGAUGGAAACCAUCCGGAUUCGCCGGGCCGGAUACCCCAUCCGCUACACUUUCGUUGAGUUCGUGGACAGAUACCGUGUUUUGAUGCCUGGAGUGAAACCUGCUUACAAACAAGAGGACCUGAGAGGAACCUGUCAGCGUAUCGCUGAAGCCAUAUUGGGCCGUGAUGAUGACUGGCAGAUGGGAAAGACCAAGAUAUUCUUGAAGGACCAUCAUGACAUGCUGCUGGAAAUCGAGAGAGACAAGGCCAUAACUGAUAAGGUCAUUCUCAUUCAGAAAGUUGUCCGAGGAUUCAAGGACAGAUCCAACUUCCUGAAGAUGAAGAAAUCAGCCAUGUUGAUCCAGAAAACAUGGAGGGGUUAUUACUGUCGGAAGAACUAUGGAGCGAUGCGCGGUGGUUUCUCACGUCUGCAGGCGUUGUAUCGUUCUCGCAAACUCUACCAGACGUACCACAUCGCACGACAGAGAAUCACUCUUUUCCAGGGCCGCUGCAGAGGACACCUGGUGCGCCGGGCGUUUCGACACCGCCUCUGGGCCGUCAUCACCAUCCAGGCGUAUACGAGGGGCAUGAUCGCCCGCCGACUCUACAAAAGACUUAAAGGAGAGACAUCCAACUUCCUGAAGAUGAAGAAAUCAGCCAUGUUGAUCCAGAAAACAUGGAGGGGUUAUUACUGUCGGAAGAACUAUGGAGCGAUGCGCGGUGGUUUCUCACGUCUGCAGGCGUUGUAUCGUUCUCGCAAACUCUACCAGACGUACCACAUCGCACGACAGAGAAUCACUCUUUUCCAGGGCCGCUGCAGAGGACACCUGGUGCGCCGGGCGUUUCGACACCGCCUCUGGGCCGUCAUCACCAUCCAGGCGUAUACGAGGGGCAUGAUCGCCCGCCGACUCUACAAAAGACUUAAAGGAGAGGCGGCUCUGGCCGUGUGGAUCACGAUUCUCCGCUUCAUGGGUGACCUUCCAGAACCCAAAUACCACACGGCCAUCAGCGACGGCAGCGAGAAGAUCCCUGUCAUGACCAAGAUCUACGAGACGCUCGGCAAGAAGACCUACAAGAGAGAGCUGCAGGCUCUGCAGGGAGAAGGAGAGAACUCUCACACUGAAAGUCACAAGAAGAGCAGUGUGCGUCACAAGCUGGUGUCGCUCACCCUGAAGAAGAAGUCCAAGAUUACAGAGGAGGUGGCCAAGCGUCUGAAUGACGGUGAAUACACAGUCCAUGGAAACAGCAUGCUGGAGGACCGACCCACAUCCAACCUGGAGAAGCUGCACUUCAUCAUCGGCAACGGCAUCCUUCGGCCAGGCCUGAGAGAUGAGAUCUACUGUCAGAUCUGUAAGCAGCUGACCCAGAAUCCUUCUAAAAGCAGUCACGCUCGCGGCUGGAUUCUCAUGUCUCUGUGUGUCGGCUGCUUCGCUCCCUCUGAGAAGUUUGUGAAGUACUUGAGGAACUUCAUCAGUGAAGGUCCUCCGGGUUACGCUCCCUACUGCGAGGAGAGACUGAGGAGAACAUUUGCAAACGGAACAAGAACACAGCCGCCCUCCUGGCUAGAGCUUCAGGCCACGAAAUCAAAGAAGCCGAUAAUGCUGCCUGUGACGUUUAUGGACGGAACCACAAAAACCCUGCUGACGGACUCAGCGACCACAGCCAAGGAGCUCUGCAACGCGCUGUCCGACAAGAUCAGCCUCCAGGAUCGAUUCGGCUUCUCCCUGUACAUUGCUUUGUUUGAUAAGGUGUCGUCUCUGGGCAGCGGUAAUGAUCACGUGAUGGACGCCGUGUCUCAGUGUGAGCAGUACGCUAAAGAGCAGGGCGCGCAGGAGCGCAACGCACCCUGGAGGCUGUUCUUCAGGAAGGAGAUAUUCACGCCGUGGCACGACCCGACGGAGGACAGCGUCGCUACCAACCUCAUCUACCAGCAGAUCGUGCGCGGCGUCAAGUUCGGCGAAUACCGCUGUGAUCGGGAGGAUCUGGCGGAGCUGGCGUCGCAGCAGUAUUACGUGGACUACGGCUCUGAGAUCCUUGUGGAGCGCCUGUUGAGUCUUAUUCCAUCCUACAUCCCCGACAGAGAGAUCAGCUCGGCCAAAACCGUGGAGAGAUGGGCUCAGUUCAUCAUGGCUGCGCACAAAAAGGUGCCAAACUUGAAAAGUGGCGUACAUUCGACAAAAUCCUCACAAAACUUGUCAAGAAAACAUGGUAACGCAGAGGACAUACGGGACCUGGUGGUCACCUUCCUAGAGGGGCUCAGGAAGAGAUCCAAGUUUGUUGUGGCCUUGCAGGACAACCCCAGUCCAGCCGGCGAUGAUUCAACGUUCCUGAGCUUCCGGAAAGGUGACCUCAUUCUGUUGGACCAGGACACGGGCGAGCAGGUCAUGACAUCCGGCUGGGCUCACGGGAUCAACGACAGAACCAAACAGAGAGGAGACUUCCCUGCAGACUGUGUUUAUGUGCUGCCCACAGUCGUUAGACCUCCGUCUGAUAUCGUGGCUUUGGUUACCAUGACACCAGACCAACGGCAGGAGUCGAUCCGGAUUUCCCAUGUUCCUGUAAUGGAGACGGAGGAGAGGAUAAAGCCGUACACGCUGGAGGAAUUCUCCUAUGACUACUUCAGGCCUCCUCCCAAACACACGCUCAGUAGAGUGAUGAUCACCAAGAACCGCGGGAGAGACAAACUGUGGUGCUGCACACGAGAGCCCAUCAAACAGGCCCUGCUGAAGAAGUGUGUGGGCCAUGAGGAGCUUUCCCAGGAGGCCUGCAUGGCUUUCAUUGCUAUAAUGAAAUAUAUGGGCGAUUAUCCGUCCAAGCGGACGCGGUCUGUGAACGAGCUCACAGACCAGAUCUUCGAGACUGCGCUGAAGGCAGAGCCUCUGAAAGAUGAGAUCUACUGCCAGAUCAUCAAACAAAUGACUGAAAACCAUGUCAAGUACAGUGAGGAGAAGGGCUGGGAGUUGCUCUGGUUGUGUGCCGGUCUCUUUCCUCCCAGUAACGUCCUCUUACCGCACGUCCAGAGGUUUCUACAGUCGAAGAAACAUCAUCCGCUGGCUUCUGACUGCAUGCAGAGACUGCAGAAAGCUUUACGGAGUGGUUCCCGCAAGUAUCCGCCGCACCUUGUGGAGGUGGAGGCUAUUCAGCACAAGACCACACAGAUCUUUCACAAAGUCUACUUCCCCGACGACACUGAUGAGGCGUUUGAGGUGGAGUCCAGCACGAAGGCCAAAGACUUCUGUCUGAACAUCUCCGGCAGACUGCUGCUCAAAUCACCCGACGGCUUCAGUCUGUUUGUCAAGAUCUCUGAUAAGGUGAUAAGUGUACCUGAGGGUGAUUUCUUCUUCGACUUUGUCCGCCAUUUGACAGACUGGAUCAAGAAAGCGAGACCCGCUAAAGAUGGUAUAGUGCCUUCAUUGACCUACCAGGUGUUUUUCAUGAAGAAGUUGUGGACGAUCACCGUUCCAGGCAAAGACUCCUUCGCAGACUCCAUCUUCCAUUAUUAUCAGGAACUUCCCAAGUAUCUGCGUGGAUAUCAUAAAUGCUCCAGAGAAGAGGUUUUCCAGCUCGGCGCUCUGAUCUACCGGGUCAAAUUCGAGGAUGACAAAUCCCACUUUCCCAGCAUUCCCAAGAUGCUGAAGGAGCUGAUUCCUCAGGACCUGAUUCGCCAGCUCUCGCCCGAUGACUGGAAAAGGUCGAUUGUGGCGUACUUCAACAGACAUGCUGGGAAAUCAAGGGAGGAAGCCAAGCUGAUGUUUCUGAAGAUCAUUUUCAAAUGGCCCACAUUUGGCUCUGCCUUCUUUGAAGUGAAGCAAACCACGGAGCCACACUUCCCUGAGAUCCUGUUGAUAGCCAUCAAUAAAUAUGGAGUCAGUCUGAUCGACCCCAAGAACAAGGAUAUUUUAACCACGUAUCCCUUCACUAAGAUUUCCAACUGGAGCAGCGGGAACACGUACUUCCACAUCACUAUCGGCAACCUGGUUCAGGGCAGCAAGCUUCUGUGCGAGACGUCACUGGGCUACAAAAUGGAUGACCUGUUGACGUCCUACAUCAGCCAGAUGCUGACCACCAUGAGCAAGCAGCGGAAUUCACGCGGCCACAGCAAGUGAACGUUUGAUUGGCGUGAGGCGGCGGAGCUGGUGCGUCUGCUGCGGCCUAUUGGUCGGCCGUGCAGCUGGGGGCGGGCCUUCGCAUCCCAGCUGUGGCGAAUGAGCCGCACCCCCUCUGCCAGCUCCCAGGGCUCUGUGUGUCCCGAUGAAGACUCUUCAUCUGCCUCCAGUGAGGAUGACUACCUCUGAGCAAAGCUCCUGUCUCCGUCUGCUGUUAGGAAAUGGCAUGUGAAGAACUGGAUUUAUGUGUUUUUUGUUGGAUGAUUUGCUCUAGAAUAUGUAUUACAUGUUUUAAUGCACAAUUUAGAUACCAUUUACUAAGUUUUGUCAAAUUCAGCCGAGUCGAUUAUGAACUGGAAUGGCUUAGCUACAUGCAUCCUGAAGCAUUAUUUAUGUGGUUAAAAAAGAAAAAUACUUGCAUGAGUUUCUGGAGGGUUGUGAAUGAAUCUUUUAAUGGCAGCAAAAAAAGAACUUUUAUAAUCAUUCAAAUUUUAGUUUGUGUUCCAUUUGAAAAUUCUGUGAUUUCAAUUUAUUUGAUUCACUUUUUAAAGUUACAAUGCAGGCCUUAUUUUUUAUUUUUUUUUGAAGACUAGUAACCGUUUUUACGUGCAUCUUAAAGUAAUAGCCUAAAAAUGAACAUUUUAUGAAAAAGUGUACUCAUCCUCACACCGUCCAGGAUGUAGAUGUUUGUUUUAGCACUGAAAUUUGAAAUUUAGCACUAUAUCGCUUGCUCACCAAUGGAAGUGAAUGGGUGCCGUCAGAAUGAGAGUCCAAACAGCUGAUAAAAACAUCACAAAAUGUCAUUUUUUGGGUGAACUAAUCCUUUAAAAUUGUUACAUGAUCAGCAUUCAUCUCUUGAUCUGCCACUAUAACCUUAUUUCCGUGAGUCCCGAGUCUAUUAAAUACAUGUUGAAGUGUAUUUUGUAAAUGAAAGAAGAAAAAAAGAAAGAUACAUGGCCUUAUUUAAAAAAAAAAUAAAUAAAAUGAUUUACAUAAAGAUGAACCAUAGAAACCUGUCAAUAACAUGUUUAGGUCAUAUUUCACCCUGAGGAAAAAAUAUUUUUGCAUAGAGGAAAAUGAAACCUGUUUUUGUAGCGUUCAUGCAUCACAGAAGUAUUUGUUGCACUGCUUUUAAUGUACAAUUUAAAAACUUUAGAAUGUAAGUGUUUGGGAUUUAAUUUAAUAAUUUGUGUAAAGACCAUAAAAUGUUCAGAUGCACUAGACCAAACUGAGAUCUUAAAAACAGGAUUAAUGUACAUUUAAUCAUUUUUUAUUGCUUUUUGAAAUGAUUUUGGGGUGAAAUGUGACCUUGACAUGUUUUGUUGAUAGAUAUGCUAGAUGUCCUUAAAGUUAUCAAGUUUUGAAUGACUGUUGUCGCUUGUGUAUAUCGGAGCAGUAGGUUUGCACUCUUUUUAUUAAUUCAUGGCCUUUAUUUGCACCAAAUAUGUACUUCAACACAAUUAUUUGACUGACUUACUGUAACAUCAGACACUAACCUGAACUCAUCUGUUUCUUGUGUUUUGUGUGCUAAUUCAUUUAAGAACAAAGUUCUGACUACGGUUAUUUAGCCACUCUUUUAUGCAAAGGCACCAUAUUAGUUAACAUUUUAUAUAACAUGUUCCAGUAAAAAGUGUAACAGUACAUCAAUGAAAAUUAAACGUGUUCAACACAUUUUUGUGACAUGAUACUCUCAUUGUAACAUCAAAUCUUUUGUGAUACGUAUCGAGGCAUAUAUUGACUCUGCUAAAAAUAUUUUUAUUUAGGCUAUUAGAGAUGAUGAUAUAGAGUAACAAAAAACUUUGAUCAGAAUAUCAUCAGUUUACAGACACAAGUUGCAUUAAGACAGAUCAAGUAAUAGAACUCAUUCUCGGCAUUGCAUUUUAUACAGGCUGGAAUGUUUCAGCAUCCCAUGGUAAGAGAAACAUCUGGAGCAAAAAACAUGUAUGCAAGCCAGAGCAUGACCACUGAACAUGCAAACGCUGCUAAUGACGAGGAAAGAGCGUUUGGUCACUUGCAAAGGAAGACCUUUACGCUCAUCACAUUAAUCAGAAACCUUGCAUUUAAUUAGAGGUUGAUUAAAGUGAGCACUUGAAGUUUCAUGACAGCAAUUCCAGCGAUCUAAAUCUAUCAAAUCCGGAUUGUCUGUUUGGCUAGUUAUUGUCUUCCUGAUUGUAAAUGUUUGUCAAUUUGAUCACAUCAUGCAAUGGAUCUGACAUCUUAAAUAUUUCUCAAACACUCUGGAUUAAAUCCAAUGUUAUAGUUCAUUUUACCAUGCGUCAGACUGCAGUAAUCAGGCUGUUUGCAUCUGGGUCUGAAAUAUGGCAAAUUCAGUCUUUAAUGAUAAAAACGAACUUCACAGAAGCAACAGAAACUGGAUGAUGGAUUCAUCUAAUGCCACCAAUUCUGAAAAUAAUUGGUCAAAUACAUUUGAUAUUUUUUAACAAAAUAUCACUAACAUAACAUUUUCAAUGCAUUACCUCCGAGUACCAUGUAAAUACCAUGGCACAUGAAUUACAUGGUACUGGCACAGUAUAAAAAAGCAUUUCACCCUAGAAUAGGAAAUAACAUUUAUUGUUAUUAUUAACAUAUAAUAAUAUUUGG